UAGACGCGACCUGUCGCCGUGUCUGUUGUGGGUGACAUCAUGCUGACCGCGGGUCUCGUGCGUGUGCACGUCUCAUCAUCUUCACACGCACGCUGGGCCUGCCCUUGACGUGCGCGCGCGGUAAGUGCGUCCACGUCUGCUCGAUGUCGAUGUUUUCAUCGAUCGAUUGCCAGGCACUAGCUGGCUAGCUAGCUAGCUAGCUAAGCUAAGCUAGCCAGAGAGAUUGAGCUGAUACACGCGCGUGCAUACGCUCAGUCUUCAAUUGAAUGUGUGCACGAGGCUCCUGCUCCUCCAUGUUCAUUUAAAGGCAUUUGAAGUCGCGUCAGUCGUGACGUCACCCGGACGACAACUCAACAUGUCAGCUGACAUUUGUGGUUCCUAAUCAUUCCGAAGCAAAAGCCUUCCAUCUUGUUUGCCGGCCAUGCAGCAGAAGUUGUGUUCCCGACGUACCGGUUCUUUUCACUCGGACCGAGACUGCAACGAACCCCUGGCGUCAUGUGACCUCCCCUUCCGCUGCCCCCGCUGUGGUGAGCAGGAGCGCUUCCACAGUAUGGACGCUCUCCACGCCCACCUGGAGUACCGACACUCGUACCACUCGCCGGAUGAAGCAAGCGGCGGAGGCUUCAGCAUCACCGGGAAACUCCCUCCUGACUCCCUGAGCGCCGCCGUGUCCUGGCAGGACAUGAGCCUCCCGGCCCGCAGGGGGCAGCAGAGCACGGGGCGGCCGCCUCACGUGCGUUCGCUGAGCGACAGCAGAGAUGGCGCCUUCAUGUUGUCCUACAACUCUGCGAGGAGGCGCACCCACAGCGUGGGUGUGGGGACGCAGGCAGAAGAAGAAGAAGCAGAGGAGCAAUUUGAUUCUCAUAAUCCAGGUUGCCCCCCAAAGCCGGACUUGGACUGGACGUGGGACCUUCCAGGGCGGUGUGCUUCCUCUGGCUCAGAUGCGGCGGCGGCUUCGGCCGCGGUGCGGCGCCGUCUAGCCAGCAUGUUGCGAGCGGCCGACAGCAGCGUGCAGCGCCGGCUGGCGCGGGUGAGCACAGAGCUGGCUCACACCGACACGCAGCUGCUAUGCGAGCGCGCUCACUCGCAGCAUCUAUCCCAGGAGAGACAGGAAGUGGCCGACAGGGAACGCUCGCUCAGCCGGCAGGUGGACGUUGCCGUUAUGGUCAUUGCAGCGCUCAAGGAGCAGAUCAACGCCUCGGAGAACGAGCUGGAGCGGCGAGAGAGGCAGGUCAUCACCAUCCAGAAGUUUCUGGAAGCCGCAGCUCGCCAGGAGACCAGCGGCAAAGUGAGAAUCCAGUGCUUCAUCGAGAACCUGCUGAGACGCAUCGCCCUGGCUGAGAGACUGCUGGAGUACUACCAAGUCAACGGCAGCCCGCCUCAGCGCCACCAGUGCACGCAGCACCAGCAAGGAAGUGAUGGCGGACCUCACAGGAUGACAAAAAGCAGGUCAGCAGGAGGUCAGCUCUCCUCAUCUGGUCUCCAUGGCAACAUGACACCUCCGCCCCCUCGCAGGCCGUCCUGCGGGCGGGACCAAGAGCGGGAGCAGCGGGAGCAGCGCGAGCGUCUGGCCCGCUCGUCCAGGCUCUUCUGCAGACCCGAGCACAGAGAUGACAUCUGGAACCAGCGGCGGCGGUCGGCGGGGUACGAGGCGUAGAGAACGGGAGGUCCGUCCAUCAUCUGUAGCAACGUUUCCAUCGGGCCAGACACAAAUAAUAAUUUAAUAUCUAUUGUACAGGGUGUCCCUGAAGUCUGGAUAAUAAUAUUUCUUUAUUUUUAAUAUGUUAAAGAUUUUUUUACAUUUAUUUAUGAAUUUCAAUAUUUUUUAUUUAUUACAUACUGUAUUAUAUGUAUAUUUUGUAAAGUUGAAAUAAUUUCAGCAUUUUUUAAGAUACUUUUUUUUAUAAAUUAUAAUUUAUUUUAAUUAUAAUUCUUUUUUUUCAUAUAAUUAUUGAUAUAUCUAGACCUUAGGGGCACCCUGCAUUUAUCAUUGAGUGUAUAUUUAUUCCACAUGUACCUGUGUGAAUGUAUAUUGUUAUUUGGAGGCCUUGUGAACAAGUAACAGUAGGAUUAAUAAUAAUAAUAAUCAUCAUCAUAAUGCUGUUUGUUGUGCGUUUCAGCCAAACAAUUUCCUCUCUAAGGAUAGUUUGUAGUUGUGUAACGUGCAUAGCGGCAGCUUGGUGAUGUGUUACUUAUCUGUAGCAUAUAUGGUUUGAUUGUAUUUUAUUUUAUUUUUUAAGAAAAUGUAACAUGCAAGCUAGCAGCCGUGGGUGAAAACUUGAUAAAUAUGUAGCAUUAUUUUUCUACACAUUCAAAAUGGCCGAAGGAGCAAAAUUGUACGACGCGCUGCUCAUGCAGUCAAAACUGCCGCGAUGUCAUAUCCUGUUUUGCAUGGUAUGAUAUGCUGUGAUGUAGUAACGUCUGUGCAACCAUGGUGACGUCACGUGGUGUUCCAAGGUGCCACUGCAUGAAACCUUGCAACUUGCAACAACCAGCAGAUCUUGUUCUCCUGUUGAGGAAUAUUUAGCUUAGAUGCUAACAAAGGAAAGAGACAAUCACUGAAAGUGGGUUUAAAAGAAAAAUAUGUUUUAUGUCGUGUACACUUAAUGGUGAAGUUCUCACUAGUUUUGUGCCUUCACUCUUCAUCUGUGCACCGCUGUAAUGGACUUGUAUUAAACAACAUGGCAACAAAACGCCAAACUAC
Messenger RNA from Doryrhamphus excisus (bluestripe pipefish), 2704 nucleotides. RefSeq names its product zinc finger protein 365 (gene znf365). Gene Ontology annotation, biological process: regulation of neuron projection development; telomere maintenance; regulation of double-strand break repair via homologous recombination. NCBI's taxonomy places the organism in Eukaryota, Metazoa, Chordata, Actinopteri, Syngnathiformes, Syngnathidae. The record is from RefSeq and is a predicted model, not a curated record.